Messenger RNA from Eimeria acervulina, 1326 nucleotides. RefSeq lists its product as hypothetical. NCBI's taxonomy places the organism in Eukaryota, Apicomplexa, Conoidasida, Eucoccidiorida, Eimeriidae. The record is from RefSeq and is a predicted model, not a curated record. The transcript has a single exon. Bases 1 to 1326 code for a protein of 441 amino acids.
AUGGGUCUUGGGGGGCGUUACGUGUGGCUGGUGGUGCUCAUUUUACCCCUUUUGCAAGAAGGUGGCCUCGAACGAAUCCCCUGGGCUGCUUUGGGUGACACUUCCAGCCUGGGCUCCCUCGCCGCAAAAGACACACGCGCUCUAGGGCCUCGUGCUUCUCAUCGUGGCCGUCGUAGGCCCGCCGGCCGAUCGGGCUUCUACAGCGUUAAUUCUGACCGUGGCGCCGCCGCAGAGAGUUCAGCAGAUACAGGCGUUGCUAAGGCGUCGACACCAGGAGGCAGCCACACGAAGGGGACGAGGAGACUGUUCCUCCAUUCUAGCCGCAGUGAAUCAACGGCAGAAAGCAGCGAGGAUGGCACUGCGAGCAGCUUAGAAGAUAACGGCCAGCGUACCAGCACCGGUGCUGGGGAUGCUGCAGGGAGCAGCAAGGCAGGGAAGAAGAAGGGACGGAAAGCACUGGGGAGCGGCUUAUCCAAAAAGAAAACCUCGAGAAAUGCGACGCUCGCUGAAGAAGAUGAUAGCGACGCAGAAGCAGCAAUCGAUGCAUCAGCAGUAGGGCAAACAGGACGGAGUGGAGAGGAUGCUGGUGCUGCGCAGCAAGCAGCUGCAACAACUGCACCAGGAAGAAAACGGAGUCGCCGCAGUCUCUUCAAAAGUCGACAGGGCGGCAGCGCAAAUACUGCCAGAGAUGGCCCCCCCCGUCGGCGGGCGUCAGGCCGAUUGCGUCUAUUUAAACAGUCAGUGAGCUCCUCAGUGCCUCAUGGGGAUGGCAAGGAGGCAGCAAAGAGGGCGAACAAAGGCGACACCUUGCUGAUGAAAGAGCCCAAACUCACCGCGAAGUCCAGCCUGGAUUACGAGGACGGCUUCCCCAGCGUCCUACCCCGGCCCCCACAUAGAGGAGGCACCACUCCUAGGCAUCCUCUGACAGGUUGCAUGCCUGUACAGGCGACGCCAGGCUUUGAGAGCUUUGCUACAGGGCUCCCGCAUCAAGGGGUGGGCUGCCGCCUACGUAUGCAAGCUGGGAGGCACCACCAACCUUCUCGACAGGAGCACCAGCAAAGCCACGAGGUGCAACAUCAGCUUCACCAGGUGCAGCAGGAGGAGACGCAAGAACAGCAGGAGCAGGCGGACUUGCCGAAGCUGCCCCAGCCACAGGAGCAGCACGAGGACCAGCAGCAGCAGGUGGAGCAGCAUGGGCACCAACAGGGACAGCAAGAGCAGCAACAGGAACAGCCACAGCAGCCGCAGGAACAGCAACAUCAACAGGACCGGCAAGGGGAGGAGCAACACCCGCAGCAGGAACAGCAGGGGGGCAGGAAUCACUAG